AUGGUCUCAUGGCACUCCGUGGUGGCCAAGGCCUUGCUUCUCUCGGCCUGGGCCGCCCAGGUGUCGGCGCUCGUGCUCGAGCCGCAGCCUGGGGCGAGCGGCUGGGCCUUCCUGCGGACAGCCUCGGUGGAUGGCGCAGAGGCGCGUGAGCACGUCGCCCCGUCGACGGUGGAACGUACUGAGCCCAUGAAGGCCGACGUUGUGGCGCUGAACGGCGCCGACAAGGCCGAUGCCCAGAGGCAGCAGCUAUUGAAGGCUGAGGUGCAGCAGCUGGAGGCCCAGGAGGGCAUGACGGCCUUCUACGCGGAGAUCGACGCCUACUUCAAGAACGCCGCGCCGCUCUGGAAGCAGCUGGUCGUUCCCUUCGCGGCCGUCCUGAUGGGGCUGCCGCUGAUGUGGUCGGAGGGGGCAGUCAACACCAUCGGCAAGGUGUGCAUCUUCUUUGGCGCGCAGACGUUCAUGAACCUAUACAUGAAGGUCGUCCUUUCAGGCAGCAUCGUAUCCAGGGAGUUGCACCUCAAGGGCUACCCAGCCGCCUUCGCCGUCACAGGCAUUCAGCAGGCAACGAGUUUCGCCAUUAUCAUGCUGGGGAUUGCCAUCUUGUGGUUUUCGCCGUGGCGGUACAAACCAGUCAUCGUCGACACGAAGUUCGGUUGGCUGACUGUUCUGGCCUUUUCAGUCACUUUCACUCUGAACAUCGCGCUCAAUAACUUCAGCCUGUCGUUGCUACCUCUGUCGGUCAACCUCAUCAUGCGAUCUUGCUCCCCGCUCUCGACCUUCUUCUGCGAAAUGGCAAUGGAUAAGGCGACUGGCAAGAUCGUCAAAAACAUCAAUUUGAUCGAGGUCUCGAUGAUGGUCCUCGGCAUCGUGUGCGCUGGCCUGGCCGUGGUGAGCAAGGCCCAGCUUUCCAAGGCCAGCGCUGACCCAGAGGCCGGGUCCAACGUCGUCUUGGGUGUGAUCAUUUGCUUGGCCUCCCUCGCCUCUGCCUCGCUGAACAUGGCGCUGGCGGGCCUGAUGGGCACCAGCCUGAAGAUGAAUCCAAUAGAUACGGCGCUGUACAUGGCGCCUCUGUCGGCACUGAUGCUGCUGUUACCCGUCUUCUUCAUGCCCCACCCGACCGAGUGGCCUGGCGCCAUGAUGACCGAUUGGCAGAUCACGAAGACGGUGGCCCAGCACGCGCCUGAGGUGCUUGGCUUGGCGCUCUUGUCUGGCGCCUUCGCGGUGUGCUACAACGUGCUGACGUACUUCUUCGUGCAAUCGCUCUCCGCGACGCACGCCGCCUUCGCCUCCAACUUCAACAAGACCCUCCCAUUCAGCGGCUGGGGCCUCGUGAUGGCCGGCGGCAUCGGCGGAAACAUCGCUGCCUUCACGGCCUACAGUCUCGUCAAGCGGGCUGGCCUGCGCGCGCCCGUGCUUUCCGCCGCCGACGCGGAGAUCGAGGCCGUGCGCGAGGAGCUCCGGCGCGAGCGGGAGUCUUCUGCGCAGGCGCAGGAGGGGGCGAAGAAGUUGAUCCUGGAGCUGCGCCAGGAGUACGAGCGCGGCAGCGGCGAGGCCGAGCGCGAGGCGCGGCUGAGGCUGGACGCUGAGCGCGCUGAGCUGGCCGCGGCGCAGGAGGAGCUGGCGCAGGCGCGCGCUCAGGCUGCGGAGGCUUCGCGCCAGCAGCGCGAGGAGGCCGCUUCUUGGCGCCAGAAUCUGGCCAAGGUCUCGCAGGCCUCCGAGGCGGGCCGAAGGGAUGACCCACGGCCCGAGGAGAAGGUCGACGAUAUCGGUAAGACAGUUGAGGGUCACAGCCAGCAGAUCGCCGCAGUGCAAUCUCAGAUUGGACAGUCGGGCUGCGGUGCGGGGGGCGAUACUGGGAGCGGAAGCGGGAGUGGAAGUGGGGGCACAUUCGUUCCGGCCUAUUUCACGAUCGACGGCUUCUCGACCUGGGACGAUCGCCGGGCCACGGGGAUCUCGAGGAUGGACGCAGAGCCCUUCAUGGCACGAUUGAAGGAUCAUCUUCCUGAGUCGCUACGUUCCAAAGUUCAAGAGUUCGAGUUGUUCGUCAGCCGCUCAAAAAGCAUUCGCGUGCACGUUACCUCUCACGCAGUGGAGAUCGCAUUGAUCUACAAAGAGUUUCUGGAGAACGAGGCGAACUACUGGAACAACCGCAAGCUAUGGACCUAUGCUCAGAGGUCCCACCCUGACCAGAUCCACUACGAGAAGAUCGGCAAGGCUAGGGCCUUCCUGGACUAUAACGCUAAAGCCUCCCAGCAUAAUGCGACCGCCAAAUGCUCCUACAACCCCCACUGGGUGUUCACGCGCAACUUCGAUGGGGAGGACGUGGAGAUGGGGUACGCCGGCGCGAAGGGGGACACGUGGUGGAACGAGGCUAACACGCAGCGAGCGUUCAACAUGGACUCCGCUGCGAUGGACAAAGAGAUGUGGACAUUCAAGCGGGCCGCCGCUGGCAACAUCUGCAAGUACCUCCGGUAG
Messenger RNA from Prorocentrum cordatum, 2475 nucleotides. The record is from the annotation of a GenBank genome assembly. Lineage: Eukaryota; Dinophyceae; Prorocentrales; Prorocentraceae.